Messenger RNA from Corticium candelabrum, 1875 nucleotides. RefSeq lists its product as uncharacterized. The transcript is spliced from 17 exons. Lineage: Eukaryota; Metazoa; Porifera; Homoscleromorpha; Homosclerophorida; Plakinidae. The record is from RefSeq and is a predicted model, not a curated record. The coding region runs from base 1 to 1875 and encodes 624 amino acids.
AUGAGUGAUGAUGUUGCGUCCAAUCCGGCAUGUAAUUAUAACUCAACUCAAAAGAAAGUACGAAAAGGGGAGGCUGUGGAAGUCGAGUGCAACGCAAAUCACCUCGGGCGCUAUGUUACCAUCGCACAGGAUGAAAUGUCGUCCUUGAGCGUAUGUGAGAUUGAAGUCUAUGCGACAAGCAACUGCUAUGACUCUGGAUGCUUUAACGUGGCAAAGAAAAAAUCUGUACGAAUUUCAUCUUUUGGAAAAUUUUCUCCGAGAACUGCUGUUGAUGGCAACUUCUGGAAUACACUUUUAUCUCAGGGCUCAUGCGUUGAUACGUCAAUCCAAUCAUAUCCUUGGUUUGGUGUCGACUUGUAUCAAGAAAUGAUUAUCAACAAAGUCUAUUUGACGAGAGACUGCUGUGAUAAUAGAUUGUCAGAGUUGGUGAUUCGUAUUGGUAAUAUUAAAGAAAUCUACAGAUAUUAUAGCCCCAAUUCUGUAUGUCGUCAAGACCUACGAUCUUUCGCUGACGGCUCCUCCGUUCCUUACUCAUGCCCCAACAUGAUGGGAAGAUACGUUAGGUUACAAAUUCAAGAAAGGAAAGCUACUAGACUAAUCAUUUGUGAGGUUCAAGUGUGCGCUAGACUCGCUCCAAACUUAGCUCUCGGAAAGCCAACUACACAGAGCAGCACGGGUUGGAGAGGUUACUCUUUUCGAGCUGUUGAUGGAAAUCCAGAUGCUGACUACUUUAACUAUGCCUGCUCACACACAAAAUCAGAGACAAAACCAUGGUGGCGUGUUGACCUGCAAGGACAGUUUUUGGUGACAAGCCUUCGAAUCACCAAUCGAGGAGAUUGCUGUGGAGAUCGACUCAACAACUUAGAAAUUCGUGUUGGCAACUCGCUUGAAUUUGAGGGAAACAAUAAUCCAAAAUGCAUAGCAUAUCUGUGGAACAUACGUCAAGGUCAUACAAACACCGCAAUGUGUAAUGAUGGUUAUGGAGUGCGCGGUCGCUAUGUUAAUCUCCUCAUUCCGUUAAAGAAUAGCUUUUUGACGGUUUGUGAAGUGGUCGUGUUUGGAAGAAGAGAACGGCAGUGCCAGAAAAAUGGUAUGGCAAAUGAAGGAUGUACUCAACCUUGUCCGGCAAAAACUGGCGGCAUUGGCUGCCAUCAUUGUCCUCAAGGCAAAGUUGGUCGACUUCGUCACGUCAAGUCCGGUCUAUGCGCUGUUCCAGAUCACAACCGAACGUUCCCUCAAGCUAGCGAUCGGCUAGUGAUGACACAGAAAUGUGACGGCAUCGAGAGUCUUUUUCUCUACUCUCCAAGCAAACUAUUGUAUCACGUUGCAUCUGGUACUUGUGUGGUGGGCGAUGGCAACCCUAUGAAGAACAGCGGGAAUCCACUAGUUUUUUCCCAUAAGUGUUCUGUAGAAGACAGAGCAAUGAUGUACAAAUUCAAUAACACGCGCCUUGUCAAUGUGGAAACAAAGCGGUGCAUACUUGUCAAAGCUCUCAAUUCCUCACCUGGAGACGCUCUAUCCUCUUACAAGCAAUGUUCACUUACAGGACACGACAAUGACGUUGUAAUUGACGAAAAGAGUACGAAAAGGUGGUCACUUGCUCUCAACAUAGCCAGCAACAACGCCAAAACGUUUGAAUACUUCAGCGACAUGUGGGUAAAUCCACAAUAUUUUGGCAGCGCGUCCAAUCAGGCAGCAGAUGCCUGGUUGCCAGCGUAUGAUGGUGUGCUUGUUGACAAGAUUGGGAUUGAAAUGAAUGGUUAUGAUCAAGUAUUUGAGCUAACUCCUGACAUGCAAGGCAAAUAUACUCUUCGCGAUCUUGUUUUACGAGAAGAAUCUCUCACUUACACACCCACAGUUCAAGGCCAACUGUAA